Molecule: messenger RNA, 327 nt
Organism: Adineta ricciae
Lineage: Eukaryota; Metazoa; Rotifera; Eurotatoria; Adinetida; Adinetidae
Source: the annotation of a GenBank genome assembly
AUGUCACACUCGAAGGAUCCUAUAGUUUCCACACAUACCGAUCAAGUCAGCGUAACUGUUGUACGAAAAUCCGACGGUCAAUCGAUGACAUUCGUAAUGGAUGAGAAAACUCAUGUACAUGAUUUGAAAAUGGAAUUACGAAUACGAUUACCGCCUCAAUACGAACAAGGCUGUCGGCUAAUUUUCCGUGAUAAGGUUCUCAAAGGUAGACAUUCAUUAAAACAUUAUGGCAUAAAAAAAGGCGUCAAUGAUCAAGCCAUCUCAAUGGACGAUUCAAAAGACUGGAAGUCAUCCUCGUCAUCAUCGGAUUCUGAACAAGAAAAAUAG